Molecule: messenger RNA, 777 nt
Organism: Asparagus officinalis (garden asparagus)
Lineage: Eukaryota; Viridiplantae; Streptophyta; Magnoliopsida; Asparagales; Asparagaceae
Exons: 1
Coding region: 3-692 (229 amino acids)
Source: RefSeq, a predicted model, not a curated record
UAAUGAGCCUAGUAAAGCUUCUUCUUUCUUCUCUCAUCGCCGCUGCAGCAGCAGCAAUCAGCACUUCUGCUGCAGUUCAAUACUCUGUCAUCAACAAUGCUGCCGGGACUCCUGGUGGAGACAUAUUCAACAACCAGAUAGGCGUCAGUUACACGAGCGGAGUCCUCUCUGACUCCACCAGCUUCAUAUGGACUAUCUUCAACCAGAACGUUGAUUCAGAGCGAAAGAGCGUGGACCACGUAACCCUCAUCGUCAACAGCUUCAACGGAGUCGCUUACACUUCCAACGAUGAGAUCCACGUGAGCUCAGAUUACAUCGCUGGCUACUCCGGCGACGUGAAGGGAGAGAUCACGGGCGUCCUGUACCACGAGAUGACGCACGUGUGGCAGUGGGACGGGCAAGGGAAGGCACCAGGGGGUUUGAUCGAAGGGAUAGCGGAUUACGUGAGGCUAAAGGCGAAUUAUGUACCGUCUCACUGGGUGAAGCCUGGGGAGGGGCAGAAAUGGGAUCAGGGGUAUGAUGUUACUGCCAGGUUUCUUGAUUACUGCGGUAGUGUGCUUAGCAGUGGUUUUGUGGCGCAGCUUAACGCCAAGAUGAGGGAUGGGUAUAGUGAUGAUUUCUUCAUGCAGUUGCUCGGCAAGGGUGUCGAUCAGCUGUGGAGUGAUUACAAGGCCUAUUAUGGUAAACAAUGAUCAUGGUAAUCAGGGCACUGUACGUGAUAUCACCCGUAUCUACUAGGUUUUAUAUGAUAAAUAAAUAAGUGAGGUGAACACAUUA